Messenger RNA from Penicillium taxi, 366 nucleotides. RefSeq names its product mitochondrial 37S ribosomal protein bS6m. The transcript is spliced from 3 exons. Gene Ontology annotation, molecular function: small ribosomal subunit rRNA binding; structural constituent of ribosome. Bases 1 to 366 code for a protein of 121 amino acids. The record is from RefSeq and is a predicted model, not a curated record. NCBI's taxonomy places the organism in Eukaryota, Fungi, Ascomycota, Eurotiomycetes, Eurotiales, Aspergillaceae. Gene Ontology annotation, cellular component: ribosome; mitochondrial small ribosomal subunit. Gene Ontology annotation, biological process: translation.
AUGUUGUAUGAGUUAAUUGCCAUUGUCCGCCCGGGCAGCCUCAGCGAGGUUCGGGAAAUUGCCCGUAAUGCCGGUGUUCAGGUCAUUCGUUCCGGCGGUGUUGUCCGUGGCUUCACCAACUGGGGCGCGUUCCGUCUGCCCAAGGUCACCACCAAACACCAAGCCCGAUACAGUGAAGGCCACCACUUCAUCAUGCGUUUCGACUCCUCCGGUCCUGUUCAGGCCUCUAUUCGCCGCACUCUCGGUCUGGAUCCGCGUAUGAUCAACUUUUCUGUUGUCAAACUUGGUGACAAGCUCGAGGACAUCAAGGACGUCAGCGGAAAGGUCGAAUGGAACAACACCAAAAAUAUCAGUGACUCCAUCUAG